CAACAUCACUACCCGGCGUGCCGCGCGGCGCUUCCCCUCCGCCCGCUAAUGUUUUGGCCGACGCAAGAUGGCGGUGCAGGAGUCGGCCGCCCAGCUCUCCAUGACCCUGAAGGUGCAGGAGUACCCGACCCUCAAGGUGCCUUAUGAAACACUGAACAAGCGCUUCCGAGCUGCUCAGAAAAACAUCGACCGUGAGACAAGCCACGUCACCAUGGUGGUGGCCGAGCUGGAGAAGACCCUGAGCAGCUGCCCUGCCGUGGACUCCGUGGUCAGCCUUCUGGAUGGCGUGGUGGAGAAGCUCAGCGUCCUCAAGAGGAAGGCGGUGGAGUCCAUCCAGGCCGAGGACGAGAGCGCCAAGCUGUGCAAGCGCAGGAUCGAGCACCUCAAGGAGCACAGCAGCGACCAGCCGGCGGCCGCCAGCCUGUGGAAGCGGAAGCGCAUGGACCGCAUGAUGGUGGAGCACCUGCUGCGCUGCGGCUACUACAACACGGCGGUGAAGCUGGCGCGGCAGAGCGGCAUCGAGGACCUGGUGAACAUCGAGAUGUUCCUGACGGCCAAAGAGGUGGAGGAGUCCCUGGAGAGGCGCGAGACGGCCACCUGCCUGGCCUGGUGCCACGACAACAAGUCCCGGCUGCGCAAGAUGAAGGGCCGCCAGGGCGAGCAUGACGCGAAGCCGGGACGGAAAAGUAGAGUGGCCAGUGGCUCCCCUAAGGAGAGUGAGGAUCUUGGUAUGGAAACCAUAAGAGGAAAGCCAGAAUUGAGCUGCCUGGAGUUCAGCCUCAGGAUUCAGGAGUUCAUUGAGCUCAUCCGGCAGAACAAGAGACUGGACGCCGUGCGACACGCCCGGAAACACUUCAGCCAGGCCGAGGGGAGCCAGCUGGACGAGGUCCGGCAGGUCAUGGGCAUGCUGGCCUUCCCGCCAGACACGCACAUCUCCCCCUACAAGGACCUGCUGGACCCGGCCCGGUGGAGGAUGCUGAUCCAGCAGUUCCGGUACGACAACUACCGGCUGCACCAGCUGGGGAACAACUCCGUGUUCACCCUCACCCUGCAGGCCGGCCUCUCGGCCAUCAAGACUCCGCAGUGCUACAAGGAGGACGGCAGCUCCAGGAGCCCCGACUGCCCCGUGUGCAGCCGCUCCCUGAACAAGCUGGCGCAGCCCCUGCCCAUGGCCCACUGCGCCAACUCCCGCCUCGUCUGCAAGAUCUCGGGCGACGUGAUGAACGAGAACAACCCGCCCAUGAUGCUGCCCAACGGCUACGUCUACGGCUACAACUCCCUGCUCUCCAUCCGCCAAGACGACAAGGUCGUCUGCCCGAGAACCAAAGAGGUCUUCCGCUUCUCCCAGGCCGAGAAGGUGUACAUCAUGUAGGCGGCGCCGGCCUCGCAGUGCCUGUUUCUUGCGACCAAAGAUCCGUGAGCAACAGCAGACGCUUAGGAGCAGGGGAAGGAGAGGAGGGAGAGGGAGCGGCCUGUACUCGGAGCCACACUUGAUCGUAGGACUUGGUAACGGGAGUCGACUAGCUGAUGCUUCCGGGGAGGACCGGCACCUUCCGGCACCUUCCGGAGACUCGAGACCCACUGGACACCAGGAGACCCGAGGACGUUUCAGAAACAGUUUCCUCCCUGUUGCUCGUGACCAGCCCUGGGAGCAGCGGGUCCUGCGUGGUGGCGCCUCGCAUGGACGGCUCGCCUCCCGCCGGCGUGGCUGUGCCCCGUGGGGCCCCGUGGCCAUCUGCGAGGCCUGCGUGGUGGUGACACUCGGCGCCAGACGCUGUUGUCACAGACAAACGUCCAGCUGAGUAACCGCAGCGACUGGGAUCCCGGGAACCGAGUAGCCGACGCCGCUGUCCGUAGGUUUGUGCUUAGUGCUCAGUUGCAUGUGGAUGUUGCUUAGCUAAUAAACUGUACAUGUAACCAUGUCAAUAAAAGGGUUUCUAUUUCUCGUU
This is a messenger RNA of Eptesicus fuscus (big brown bat), 1949 nucleotides long. It is a transcript of the gene MAEA, whose product is annotated as macrophage erythroblast attacher, E3 ubiquitin ligase. Gene Ontology annotation, molecular function: protein binding; ubiquitin protein ligase activity. Gene Ontology annotation, biological process: proteasome-mediated ubiquitin-dependent protein catabolic process. The transcript has 10 exons. The coding region runs from base 68 to 1372 and encodes 434 amino acids. NCBI's taxonomy places the organism in Eukaryota, Metazoa, Chordata, Mammalia, Chiroptera, Vespertilionidae. Gene Ontology annotation, cellular component: cytoplasm; GID complex; nucleus. The record is from RefSeq and is a predicted model, not a curated record.